GAAUUAGUUUAUUCGAGCAGCCAAACAGCACUCGCAUGUCUACGAUAAUCCUUAUCUUUCACUCUCUCGGCAGACGGUAGUCCACUCACAAUUCGCAUAGCGAGACGAAAACCACUGGAGUGGCCACAGAAAAACCUCUAUAUCUCUAAUCACCUGUAAAAUGGCGAAGGGAAAGAAGGAAUUGCUAUCUAAAGCGCCAUGGAGAGGCGACGAUGACGGCGAAGCCGACAAAUUCAAAGACGCGAAGCUCAAAGUCACCAAUCAGCCCGGCUCCACUCCUACCAUGCACGUCCCUCGCAAAAAGAAUAACAAGCGCGGGUCCGAUGGAGCUGACUCUGACUCUGAAGAUCCCCUCGAGCUCGACCCCGAGCUCCGCUACAGCUUCCAACGCAAUUUUCAGUUUCUUCAGAGAGUAUUUAGCAUUGACACCGUCGUGAAGCCUCUUCCACCUGCUAUGGCAUAUAACGUUUCUCGCAAUUUGAGCUUCUUCACCCGAAUCUUUACUCAGUUCUUUGGUACAUUGGGACCACACGCCUUCAAGGCUUCAAUUAGUUAUCCAUAAAUUAUUGCUCAACCGAUCUAAUAUUGUGACUUCCCAUGGCGAUGAAACCAUGGUGUCCAGUUAUUUAAGAGCUAGUUUUUACUUUCACCCAUAUGCUGGUGUAAGUUUUUCUUUUAAUUGGAAUUUGCUGGUGCAGUUAGUUAACCCUUUAAUGUUGGUAUAGUUGGUGCUGUUAAUCCUUUGACUGUUCUGAAUCAAGUUGUAAAUGUAUUUAAGCUCCCAUCAUUUACAAACUGUAAGUGCUGUAGCUGAAAGAGAACCAGAAUUUCACAUUUAUGUGCUUAAUGUUUUCAAAGGAAAAAUUUCGUGCUCAUAGUCUUAGGUAUAAAAUAUGACUUGAACUUGAAGUUCUGAUCUCUUCAUUGUUAAAUUAUUGCCUCUUGGUUUGAAUUUGAGUGCUAGUCGGAUCCAAUGUACUAAAAAAGAGUGCAUUUCUACUUAAGUAGAGUAGGAAAAUGGAGAUUUUUACAGUAAAUGAGCUUAUUUUGAUGUUGUUCCAGUGACCCCUUGAUCAGGCAAUUAACUUGGUGAGAUCUUUCAAUGUUUAAAAUACUAUGUACAUUGGGACCACCUGUGUGCCUUUGAGGCUUCAAUUAGUUAACCAUAAGUUAUUGCUCAACCAAUCUAAUAUGAUCGCUUCCCAUGUUAUGAAACCAUGGUGCCCAGUAAUUUAAGUGCUAGUUUUUACUGUCACCCAUAUGCUGGUGUAAGUUUUUCUUUCAAAUGGAAAUAUGCUGGUGCAGUUAGUUAACCCUUUAAUGUUGGCAUAGUUGGUGCUGUUAAUCCUUUGACUGUCCUGAAUCAAGUUGCUAAUGUAUUUAAGCUCCCGUCAUUUACACACUGUAAGUACUGUAGCUUAAGGAGAACAGAAUUUCACAUAUAUGUGCUUAAUCUUUUCAAAGGAAAAUUUUCGGGCUCAUAGUCUUGGGUAUAAAAAUAUGUCUUGACCCCUUGGUUUCAUGAUGUAAAUCUUCUUUGAUAAAAUGACUCUCCCUGUCAAAAAUUAUUUUAAGGGUCGGUUAAGCCUUGUUAGUGGUUAAUUUUCUUUAUAUGCUUCAUUUUCUUAGUUAUUUACAUUGUUAAGUUGUGAUUUGUUUGUAAUACAGAUCCUAAAGGCAUUGAAAAUGCACAGAAAUCACUUGGAUUAGGGCAGGAAGAGAAAGCUCGUCGGGUCCGUUGA
Manihot esculenta (cassava) is the source of this 1742-nucleotide messenger RNA. RefSeq lists its product as uncharacterized. The transcript is spliced from 3 exons. NCBI's taxonomy places the organism in Eukaryota, Viridiplantae, Streptophyta, Magnoliopsida, Malpighiales, Euphorbiaceae. Gene Ontology annotation, cellular component: chloroplast envelope. Bases 161 to 562 code for a protein of 133 amino acids. The record is from RefSeq and is a predicted model, not a curated record.